AAUAAGGAUAAGAUUAUAAUCUGAAUUGAGGAAUUUAUCUACAUAUGUAUUUGGGAUAUCCGAUAUUUUAUAUUGUUAUAUUUUGGUAUACGAUUAGAUAUACCUACGCAGGAGGGCAAACGGUAUAUGCAUAUGGUAAUAAGCUGUUUUAUUCGAAUGGGACGCAAUUUUUGAUAAAAGGUGUUGCAUAUCAAUCACCGUUGGGACUGGGAGAACCGGGACAUUAUAGGGAUCCAUUGGCAGAUAGGGAAGCAUGUAAUCGGGAUUUGCGGUAUUUUUUAGAUCUUGGGAUAAAUACGAUUAGGGUGUAUACGGUGGAUCCGGAGAAUAAUCAUGAUUAUUGCAUGGAAGUUUUUGGAAGGAAUGGGAUCUAUGUUCUUUUGGAUCUUUCAGAGCCAAGAAAUUCUAUAAUUAGCACGGAACCGUCAUGGAAUGUGAGACUUUUUUGGAGGUAUAGUCAAGUAAUUGAUGCGAUGCAUCGAUAUUCGAAUUUACUGGGUUUUUUUGCGGGAAAUGAGGUUAUUCUUGAUACGGAGAAUACGCAUUCAGCAGCAUAUGUUAAAGCAGCGAUACGAGAUGUGAAAUCUUAUAUAAAAAAGAAAAAAUACAGGAGAAUUCCAGUAGGAUACGCGGCAAAUGAUCAUGAACAUACGCGUAUUCCGUCAGCGAAUUAUUUUGCAUGUGGGGAUCCAGAUUCGGCAGCGGAUUUUUUUGGAAUUAAUAUUUAUGAAUGGUGUGAACCUACUACAUAUGAAACGUCUGGAUAUAGGGAUAGAGUCAAUGAUUUUAAGCAUUAUAAUAUUCCAAUAUUUUUUUCUGAAUAUGGUUGCAAUAUUGUAAAUGGAAGAAUAGGCACUCGUACUUUUAAACAAGUUGAGCAUAUUUAUUCCGAAAAGAUGACGCAAGUGUUUUCCGGGGGAAUUGUUUAUGAAUGGUUUCAAAAUGUAAAUAACUAUGGAUUAGUUAAUUUGAUGUCGGAUAAUACCAUUUCUCCACGUGAGGAUUACAAACAUCUUAAAGAACAAAUUGGUAAAAUAAAACCUAAAAUUGUUCACCGUUCAGAAUAUAGAGCAACAAAUGGCCCUCCAGAAUGCCCGGCUAUUAGUCAAUAUUGGUCAGCAUCGACAAGACUUCCUCCUAUACCUAAUUCAGAGCUUUGUGCAUGUGCAUCUAGAGCAUCUUCAUGUAUUGCAGUAAACGAUAUCACAGAUACAGAAAUUUCCAGCAUUUUUUCAUAUGUUUGUGGCGAAAUUAGUUGUAAAGGUGUAUCAGGAGAUGGUAGAACAGGAGUUUAUGGUGCAUACUCCGUUUGCGAGCCCAUUGAUCAACUCAAUAUUAUUCUUCAUUCAUAUUAUAUUAAACACAGACAAGAGAGUGCUUGUAACUUUAAAGGACUCGCAUAUGUAGUAGUUUCAGAAACUACUAAAACAUGUUCUUCAUUAUUACGAAUUGUAGGAAUGGAUGGUUCUGGUAGCAUUACAGGCCCCCCUGUCGCAGAUGGUUUUGAUAAAGAAAGAGAUCCAAGAAAUCGCAAAGACAAUUCAGGAAAAACUAUAUAUGCAAACUGGAAAUUAAUAUUUAAAAUUAUUGCAUAUUUUUUUGGAAUCAUUAUUCUUACUGCAUAACAUUCGAUACACUUAUAUCACUCAAUAUUUUGGAUAUUUUGCAUU
Pneumocystis carinii B80 is the source of this 1670-nucleotide messenger RNA. RefSeq lists its product as hypothetical. Gene Ontology annotation, biological process: fungal-type cell wall (1->3)-beta-D-glucan biosynthetic process. The record is from RefSeq and is a predicted model, not a curated record. Lineage: Eukaryota; Fungi; Ascomycota; Pneumocystomycetes; Pneumocystales; Pneumocystaceae. The coding region runs from base 45 to 1625 and encodes 526 amino acids. Gene Ontology annotation, cellular component: cytoplasm; fungal-type cell wall. Gene Ontology annotation, molecular function: 1,3-beta-glucanosyltransferase activity. The transcript is spliced from 2 exons.